Messenger RNA from Colletotrichum truncatum, 432 nucleotides. RefSeq lists its product as uncharacterized. NCBI's taxonomy places the organism in Eukaryota, Fungi, Ascomycota, Sordariomycetes, Glomerellales, Glomerellaceae. The record is from RefSeq and is a predicted model, not a curated record.
AUGCUGAAGGAUCGCAUUAAGGAGUUUCCUGACAGCAUGCCCCAGAUGGAAGAACUAGUCUCGGGAAAGUCCAAGGCUGGUAAAGCCUCCACCGCCGCCAAAACCCAGGGCGGGGCUACCACCAAAAUCAAGUCCAAGAGUAGCCUCAAAAGCCAGGGAAAAGCCGGAGACAAGGUCGGAUACAAGGGAACUACUAGACCACCUGUGAAGAGCAAGAUCACCAAGCCUCAGCCCUUCAACCGAAACAACAGAGCUGCUUCCCCCUCAUUCCGCCCCUCGGUUGGUGUAAAGGUGCUCCAGGCCAUGGAGAAGCAGUUGGAAGUCCUCCGUGAGAUUCUUACUAAGACCAAGAAGGUCUGCAUGUUCAAAGAAGCACCACGGAUAGAUAUUACAUCCUCGCUAAAAGAAUCGCCUGCGGCACUGAUAGUUUAA